Messenger RNA from Ceratosolen solmsi marchali, 810 nucleotides. NCBI's taxonomy places the organism in Eukaryota, Metazoa, Arthropoda, Insecta, Hymenoptera, Agaonidae. The record is from RefSeq and is a predicted model, not a curated record.
AUGAAUUUCUUCAUCACUGGCUUUCUCAUAUUCUGUAUCAAAUAUCAUCUUGCAGCAUCAGGCCCAAUGUACGGAGAAUAUGUUAGAUUAGCUUAUUCUGAAGAAUUUCCUUAUGUUGUAUCAAUUAAACGAUUUAAUAAUACGAAUCCUGAACCAGAAACUGAUCAUAUUUGCACAGGCGUUCUCGUUUCACAUAAACAUGUUUUAACCAUUGAAAAUUGUUUCGACUAUUUAGAAAAUUAUACGACCGAAGUACUUAUUGGCAGACAAAAUAUAAGGUUGUGUAAAAAAUAUUACGUCGCUUGGUGGAUGUCAUAUACUGCGUGGGCUACGCUGCGUAAUAUAAAGCCAGAAUUUCUAAAAAAUGACAUUACAAUUAUAAAGUUAAAGCAGACUGUACCUACAACUAUAACUCCAGCUACUCUAUCAUCAAUGACGAGUAAAGAUUUAUAUAGAUCAACAGUUGAAAUAGCAGGAUUCGGUAUGACUGCAGAAGAUCGCAUGACCAGUUACAUGGAAACUGUCACAGUGUCAAUUAUAUCCCAACGUGAAUGCGAAGAAAGAAUAGAAAAGAUUGGACAAAAUAAAUGUGAACUUAAUAAAAAAUAUUUGUGUGGUGUUGGAGAUCCAGUUGCAUUAAUGAGUAAUGGUAACAGCGGCUCUGCAGUCUUAUACAAUGGGCAGUUAGUAGGUAUUCAUAAAGGAACGUGUCCUGUUCACGAAAUUAUGUAUCAUCCAGAAAAAAUAAAUCUUUUUCUAUCUAUAUCCUACUAUCAAGAAUAUAUUGUAGACGUUAUUUCUAAUUUUUAA